AAUAUAAUUAUUAUAUGUUUGUAUAGUUAAAAAUUUUAAGACUACCAAUUAUAAAUUUAUUCUCUAUGUGUUUUUUAGUGAAAUGCUUUUGCGUGGUUGAUGUGUUCUAUAGCAUAUAUGCCUUUUAAAUAUGUGAUUAAUGUUGAUAUGAAGACUUCCGAUCUAAGAUACGAGUUACGACUGUAUAAAUUAAUAAAAUUACGUAUUUAUUUCCAAAAUGGAAUGAUUUUUAAGUAAUGAAAAGGAAGACUACAUAUUAUGUCAGUUAAAUUUGUAGAAUUUUUUAAGAAAAUAAAUAUUGAUCAACAUUAAUAACAAAACCAUGAUCGGUAAAGGUUUAAAUGUUCCAGUAAUUACAAUGAACUCUAUGGAAGAUAAUGAUAAUUUGUUUCCAUCAGCUAGCAGCUUUUGCAGAGAUUUCAUCAGAGGAUGCUGUCCGCGAGAGAAUUGUAGAUUUAUACACGAAAUACCACCAAAGUCUUGUUUAAAAGAACUAUUUCGAUUUUGUCACGAUUAUCAAAACAAAGGUUGUUUUCGACCUAAUUGUAAAUUUUUGCACAGUACUGCACAAGACGAGGAACAUUUCUAUGCUACUGGAAUAUUUCCACGGGACCCUCGGAAUACUGCUAUAAUAUGCCAAGCUUUUAUACAUGGAGUUUGUUUGAAACAAGACUGCAAAUAUAUUCAUGUAAGGGAUGUAUCCGGUAACGAAAUGAGUACUAAGCGUAACUUUCAGGCAUCAAUAUACACUAGAAACCAACAUCACAUGAGAGAUGAUAGCUCACCACCGGAAGCUAAAUUGCGAAGAUUCACGUACGAAGAAACUGCAUUGGAUACACAAACAUUAUCUACAACUAGUGUGUGCGGUAAUUGUGAAGUUUUAGAUCAUAAAGUAAAAUUAUUACAUGAUAACAUUAGUGUUUUAUUAAAAAAAGUGGCAGAUUUGACAGAGAAGAAUGUCCAGUUGACUUCAAUGAAUGAAUUCUUACUAGAACAAACUGCAUCUGUUAGAACUGAUCAACCAUGUGUGAUAACUUCGAGACAUGGAACAUCAGCACCAGUGUCUCUGGCAACAGUUAGUGUUACGCCAGUUGUUAGUCUCGCAGGAGCUUUACCGACACUUGUGCCAACUGCAGCAACACCUAAUUUGGCUCUAGGUCCAGCAGCAUCUCAAGCUCAGUUGUUGACUCCUGCUCCACAAAUACUUACAGUUAGUACUACACAGCAACUGGUUGGAAAUUCAGGGGCUUUAAUUGUUACAAGUGCUGGGGCUCAACAGCUCAUGCAAGUUAGUGAUUCUGGUACACUUAUGGGUGGCGGACAAACUGUGGUAGCUGUGACACCUGCACAACUAACAUUAGCACCACCUACACAACAAUUAAUGAGUAAUGGACCUCAAACUGCAGUUCGUCAAUUAGUUCAAACAUCAGCUCUGCAGCCACAGCUAGCUUCUCAACACCAAGCCUCCCAAUAUGCAGCACAGCAAUCAGUGCAGCAUUUAGCUGCUGCCCAGCAAUCUGCUCAACAUCUAGCUGCACAGCAGUCGGCUCAACAUCUAGCUGCACAGCAAUCCGCACAACACUUGGCUCAGUCUGCUCAACACCUUGCAGCAGCCCAGCAGUCUGCACAACAACUAGCACAGCAAUCACAGCAGUUGGCUGCUCAGCAAUCUGCACAGCAACAGUUAGGUUCUGCAGCACCACAAUUGGUUCACCAAACAUCUACUCAACAGAUAACAAUUUCUAGUACUAGUCAACCUAUGGCUUUGCCUAAUUCUCAAGCUCAGCCUCUAACAUUUCCUAUAAUCUCACAGAGUAUUCUGCCUCACUAAAUUGAAAUUUAUUGAAAUUCAAAGAUAAUAUUCUAAGUGUUAGAAUAUAAUUAGCUAUAUAGUCUAUUUGAAUGCAACCAAUGUAUAAGUAUAAUUCUAUUUGUACUAGGACUAGGCUAUAUAGCAUUCAAGUCAUGUCAAUGUAAUAAUUAUUCUGAUGACAGUACUGUCUUCUUCUUACUGUCAUAUUGUACUUACCCUGUGUCUAAAUAUAACUUUAAAUUAUUCAUCGGAAAACCUCAAUUUCAUUUAUAGAACUCUAUUCUGAACACCAUACUUACAUUUCAGAUUCACAAAUUCUUCUCUAAUAGUGUUUGUAUGACACUAAAUAAUAGGUUAUGUUUAAAAAAUUAAAUAUUACAAGUGAAAUGGCAAUGUGUACAGAUUUUAACUACUAUUUUAACAUAUGUCUUACUUUAGUAAAGAAUUAAAAAUCAAAUAAGUAUCAAAAUAUGUUAUGUGUAUUAGUAAGUUUAAGUUAUGCUAAGAUCACAUACUUGUGUACUGAAUUUUUUAUAAGUUCCAACAAAAAAAGGAAAUUAAGGAUCAUGAGGUUACGAAUAAAUAGGAUAAACCUCAACUAAUCAUAUUGUUUGACAUUGUGAAUUACAUGUAAUUAAUGUGAUAUGUUCACAUUUAUUUUUAAAUUUGCUUUUAGUUUAUUUUUUUGUUUGUAGUGAGCGAAAAAAUUGCUUGAAUGUUCAUUGCAAGUAUAAUGUAACUAGAGGUUUUAAUUUUAAUAAGAUAGGUAAUUUAUUUUGUAUUAUUAAAAGGAGUAUUUCCACUA
Nymphalis io (European peacock) is the source of this 2618-nucleotide messenger RNA. Its product is annotated as zinc finger CCCH domain-containing protein 10-like. The record is from RefSeq and is a predicted model, not a curated record. Lineage: Eukaryota; Metazoa; Arthropoda; Insecta; Lepidoptera; Nymphalidae. The coding region runs from base 323 to 1831 and encodes 502 amino acids. Gene Ontology annotation, molecular function: metal ion binding. The transcript has a single exon.